Molecule: messenger RNA, 614 nt
Organism: Drosophila persimilis
Lineage: Eukaryota; Metazoa; Arthropoda; Insecta; Diptera; Drosophilidae
Exons: 2
Coding region: 33-578 (181 amino acids)
Source: RefSeq, a predicted model, not a curated record
ACUAGCUGCUAUUUUCGCUCCAUCUAUUUACAAUGCCUCACAUGAUGACGACCAGAAAACGCCAAGCAAGCCGUACAGACAACGAGGCGGUCGGUGCUCCCAAGCGGCCUUGCUACCGGCCGAGCUUUGGUCGCCGUCAACAGAGCCGGGACAACAACAACAACAAACAAACAAAAUCCCAGUGUCUGGUGAUGAAUUCUGGUUCUCCAGAGCCGAAGGAGACAGUAUCCCUAUAUACAGCGAAAAAUCCAGAGCCAGAACAACCAGAACAGGGUCUAGAACUGUCACCUUCUCCGACCGAUCAAAUUGCUGAUGUGGUAUCAAAAGAUGAGCCCAUCAAGGCUCCUAAUCCCAAUCUACGACCGUCCACCCAAUACUUGAUUAUACAGACCAGUCCAAAUCAGCUGUUUGUGUUUCAGCAAGUGGCCAACGUGGUGUCAGAUCGCCCUUUGGUUCCGCUAGUCCAGGAUCAAACCAAUCUUCGCUUGCAAUCGUUUGGAAUUGGAAUUGGACGACUUUUUUGGAAUACAUUGAAACACAACAUCGCAUCGUACAUCAGAGGCUUAGAGCCAAAUUGAAAUUAAUAAAGUUCUGCCAGAUAUAGUUGAAUGGAA